Messenger RNA from Monodelphis domestica (gray short-tailed opossum), 11873 nucleotides. It is a transcript of the gene SRGAP3, whose product is annotated as SLIT-ROBO Rho GTPase activating protein 3. The record is from RefSeq and is a predicted model, not a curated record. Gene Ontology annotation, biological process: signal transduction. NCBI's taxonomy places the organism in Eukaryota, Metazoa, Chordata, Mammalia, Didelphimorphia, Didelphidae. Gene Ontology annotation, molecular function: protein binding.
GUAAGGGAGAGAGGGAGGCGAGAGCACCUCUCUUAGGGGGUGGCAAUGCCAUCAUGCAUAGGAGCUAUCUAGGUGAGUCUGAGCCUUGGGUCUCUACUGCUUUUUCUGUUUGUGCUUCUUUCUCUGAGAAAAGGGGAGAGAAAAGAAUCCUGAAAUGAAUUUAUUUCAGCUUUGCAGGCAAACUUUGGAAUCUGAAAAAGGGAGGGUGCUUCUGUAUUCCUUGUUCUGAGUUGAUUGGCAGCAAGAUAAGUUUCUGCAACUACACUUUUCCCAGAAAAGAUGAUUGGCAUGGUGGGCCCAAGGCCUUGUCUUUCUGAUCUGACAAUACAGAGCUUGAAGGAAUUGUUCAAACAUCUAAGUCAAGGUGAAGGUGAAACACCUAUUCAAUUGUCCUGCUACGUGUUCUAUAGUUUAAUGUUCUAAGUAUCCAUCUCCUGAGAGAGUACUCUUUAAUAGAAGUUAUGGGUUACAGUAUCAUGCUUUAAAUCUUUGUUAAUACACCAACACAAAUCUUUUGUGUCUUUAGCAUUGCUUUUGUGUGUGGGAAAUAAAUAGCUGUCCCAUACCUGAUAUACACUGUAUAUUCCAAUGCUCUUCUAUAUUACCUUUUGGGGAAACCCUAAACAGAAUCUACACUUGAGUUUUAUGUGAUUUCCCACUGUGUUCCAGGAUGGGAAUGGGGUUGGGAGGUAUGUAAAGAACUGGAGACACUGAGAAAAGAGGAUGACCUUUACAGGAGAAGCUUCCCCAGAAUUGAAUAUAGUACUUUAAUGUUUAUAAAGUGCUCACCUAUAUCUCAUUUGAUCACCCAGUGAGGUAGGUGCUAUUCUUAUCCCCAUUUUACAGAAGAAGAAACUGAACGAGAGAAGUUGUGACAUAAAAUGUCUGAGGGAAGAUUUAAAUUCAGGUCUUCUGAGUCUCCCAGUCCAUCCUUUUUGCAUCUUCUGCUUUGCUUUGACAAAUGGAGAACUUACUGUUAUUUGCUUGGCUCCCUCUGCUUUUGGGAAGUGUUAGUUUGUCCAAGUCAACUGUUUAGUUGCCUGACUGUCCUCAGCCUGUUUAUGAGACCAGAGCUAGGGAACCCUUAGUGGGAAAUUGUAAGAACCCCAGUCCAGGAGACAUGGUGGGUAUGUUGUUACAUCUAUAGUCUUGUGAAAGUCUUUUAACCUCUCUGAGUUAGACUCUCUGAACUUCCUCAUCUGUAAUGUGGAGUUAAGCCUUUUUGUGGGUUCACAUCCUUGAUCAGAUACUAGCUGUGUGACCCUGAGGCAAGUUGCUUAACUACUCUGGUUAGUGGACAUCUUUAGUAGGAUCUGUACACUGAGAAGAUGGCUUCUAAUGACCUCAAUGGUCCUUUUUUUACUCUAAAUCUUGCAGUGCGGUGGGAGAAUAGGUAAUGGUUAUAUGGCAUUUUCAAAUUUACAAGUCCCUCAUAUACGUUAUUUCAUUGGAAUCUCACCACAAUUCUAGGAGAUUCAGAGCACAGGGAUUCUUAUCCCCAUUUCGUAGAUGGGGAAAUUGGGGCACAGAGAGGGUUCAGAGUACAGGUAUUCUUAGCCUCAUUUUUAUAGAUGGGGAAAUUGGGGCACAGAGAAGGAAGGCAACUUACCCAAUAUCACACAGCUAUAAACGCAGGUCUUCCAGCCUGUCAGCCCCAGGGCUCUAUCUCUCUCUUCCAGUAUGCUGCCUCUGCGCAAAGGGAGGUGAGGCUAGUGCCAAUUUUGUGAAAUCCACUGUGGGUUCCAGUGCCCGUCCCGGAAAUAAAGAACGGGAGUUUUCAAAAGAAAAAGUACGCGCCCAGAAAGCCCCGAGGCCAGACCUGGCUUUUGUUGCCGGAGCCCGCAGCCUUCUCUCCCUCCGGGGUGGCCUCUCAGUCUGGGCUAACCUGCCUCUUUCUCCCGGGCUGCCCGAGCCUGGUGGAGGAUUUUUCUCCUUUUCGCUUGCAGUGAGUUAUGAUGUCCUGUAGGCUACAAUGUGUCAGUUGUUAUAAAAUCUAGGAGGCGGAGUCUGGCCCGUGACGCGACGCUGGUGGUGCUGUGGGGAGCGAGCGAGCGAGCCAGCGAGCUAGAGGCAGCCCUGCGGGGAGAGCAGCUCCAGUUUCCAGCCCCCCCUUCCCCCCGGGUCAUUGGAGCCCAUGCAUUUCAGAAGGAAAACUUGUAUUUCUCCUUCCUGGCUUUGAUCGUCUCCACGAAUCAGACCGUCAGAAGGACGAGGCCGACGGACCGAGGGACGGAGCGAGAGAGGGAAGAUGCGAGAUGAGAGCCCCUUUGGCAACCUGACCAUUUCUUUGGACAAACCUGGAGAGCUUUUCUUAUCGGCUCUGGGAACGGACUGCACGUCAAAGGAGGAGCCUCUGUGUGUAUGUGUGUGUUGGUGUGAGGCGUGUGUGAGUGCAAGGGUGUGUGUGCACACCCCGCGCCUGCGAGUGUGCAUGUUGGAAUGAGUGUGUGAGCGCCUGUGUGUGUUUCUGUGUGUUUGUUUGCAUGUGCGCGUGAAUGUUGUUGAGAUCCAGCCACAGAUAGAUUUAAAGCGAAGUCCUGAAAAGCCGAAGCAGGUUGCCGGGAUUUUUGGGGAGGGAGGGGGGAUGUCUACUCUUUUUUAAGACAAGCUGACCGAAGCUAGCUAUUAUUUGCCUUCCACUGCCCCUCCACCCCCUGCAAAUGAAGAGAAUUCUUCCUGCAAGCUAGAAGGUUUCCCCCCCAUUCCCACUCUGCAGCCAAGUGAAACUGAUUAUUACCCAAACCUUGGAAAUCGACUUGACUCCUGUUAUUGCUGGGAGGAUCAGGGAAGAAAUCGGGCUAAAACCAGAUCGGGGUUGGUGUAGCCCCUUCAGAAAAUGUCAUCUCAAACUAAGUUCAAGAAAGACAAAGAGAUCAUAGCUGAAUAUGAGACCCAAGUCAAAGAAAUCCGGACUCAGUUGGCUGAGCAGUUCAAAUGUCUGGAACAGCAGUCAGAGUCGAGGCUGCAGUUGCUGCAGGACCUCCAGGAGUUCUUCAGAAGGAAAGCAGAGAUUGAACUGGAGUAUUCCCGCAGCUUGGAGAAAUUGGCUGAGCGUUUCUCCUCCAAGAUCCGAAGCUCUCGAGAGCAUCAGUUCAAGAAGGAUCAAUACCUCCUCUCUCCUGUGAAUUGUUGGUAUUUAGUGCUGAACCAGACCCGGCGUGAGAGUAGGGACCACGCUACUCUCAAUGACAUCUUCAUGAACAAUGUCAUCGUCCGCCUCUCCCAAAUUAGUGAGGAUGUUAUCAGGCUCUUCAAAAAGAGCAAGGAAAUUGGGUUACAGAUGCAUGAAGAGCUGCUGAAAGUGACCAAUGAGUUAUAUACAGUCAUGAAAACCUAUCACAUGUAUCACGCAGAGAGCCUUAGUGCUGAGAGCAAGUUAAAAGAGGCUGAGAAGCAAGAGGAGAAGCAGUUCAAUAAAUCAGGGGACCUUGGUAUGAAUCUGCUCCGGCAUGAGGACCGGCCCCAACGCCGGAGUUCUGUCAAGAAGAUGGAGAAGAUGAAGGAGAAGAGGCAGGCCAAGUACUCAGAGAAUAAACUGAAGUGCACCAAGGCCCGGAAUGAUUAUUUGCUGAACCUUGCGGCCACCAAUGCAGCCAUCAGCAAAUAUUACAUCCAUGAUGUCUCUGAUCUGAUCGACUGCUGUGAUCUGGGCUUUCAUACCAGUCUGGCCCGAACCUUCAGGACCUACCUCUCUGCUGAAUAUAACCUGGAAACCUCUCGCCAUGAGGGGCUGGAUGUCAUAGAAAAUGCAGUGGAUAACCUAGAUGCAAGGAGUGACAAGCACACAGUCAUGGACAUGUGUAACCAGGUCUUCUGCCCACCCCUCAAGUUUGAGUUCCAACCCCAUAUGGGGGAUGAGGUGUGUCAAGUGAGUGCCCAGCAGCCAGUCCAGACAGAGCUGCUCAUGCGCUACCACCAGCUCCAGUCUCGGCUAGCCACCCUCAAGAUAGAGAAUGAAGAGGUCCGUAAGACCCUGGAUGCUACCAUGCAGACCCUGCAGGAUAUGUUGACAGUGGAGGACUUUGAUGUCUCUGAUGCCUUCCAACACAGUCGAUCCACAGAAUCCAUCAAGUCUGCUGCGUCUGAGACUUACAUGAGCAAAAUCAACAUUGCCAAGAGGCGAGCCAACCAGCAGGAGACUGAAAUGUUUUACUUUACGAAAUUUAAAGAAUAUGUGAAUGGCAGUAACCUUAUCACCAAGCUCCAGGCUAAGCAUGAUUUAUUGAAGCAGACCCUUGGAGAAGGUGAAAGAGCAGAAUGUGGCACCACCAGAAGAGAUGGAAGACUUAGAUUGCCUCACUUUCCCUGGCUGAGCCCUUCCUCUGCUCCCCACCUUGUGUCCCAUCCAGCACUUCAAGGAAGAAGAAAUGCUCGAGCCAGGAACCAGGAUUCAGGGCAGGCUAUACCCCUCGUGGUGGAAAGCUGUAUCCGCUAUAUCAAUUUAUACGGUCUCCAGCAGCAAGGGAUCUUUAGAGUGCCUGGAUCGCAGGUUGAAGUCAAUGACAUUAAAAAUUCCUUUGAGAGAGGUGAAGAUCCCCUGGCGGAUGACCAAAAUGAAAGGGAUAUUAAUUCAGUGGCUGGAGUCCUAAAGCUGUAUUUCCGAGGACUGGAAAACCCACUCUUUCCCAAGGAAAGGUUUCAAGAUUUAAUAUCCACAAUCAAAAUGGAGAGCCCUGCAGAGAGAGUGCAUCUGAUCCAGCAGAUUCUUGUCACCUUGCCCCGAGUGGUCAUCGUGGUCAUGAGAUAUCUCUUCGCUUUUCUCAACCACCUGUCCCAAUAUAGCGAUGAGAACAUGAUGGAUCCCUACAACCUGGCCAUAUGCUUUGGGCCAACCCUCAUGCAUAUCCCAGAUGGACAGGACCCCGUGUCAUGCCAGGCUCAUGUCAAUGAAGUCAUCAAAACCAUCAUUGUCAAUCAUGAGGCCAUCUUCCCCAGCCACAGGGAACUGGAGGGGCCAGUAUAUGAGAAGUGCAUGGCUGGAGGGGAAGAAUAUUGUGACAGCCCACAUAGCGAACCAGGGACAAUUGAUGAGGUUGACCAUGACAAUGGCACGGAGCCUCAUACCAGUGAUGAUGAAGUGGAGCAGAUUGAAGCCAUUGCCAAGUUUGACUAUGUGGGAAGGUCCCCCCGAGAGCUAUCCUUUAAAAAGGGGGCUUCACUCCUCUUGUACCACCGAGCCUCCGAAGACUGGUGGGAAGGCCGGCACAAUGGAGUGGAUGGACUCAUCCCCCAUCAGUACAUCGUUGUGCAAGAUAUGGAUGAUGCGUUCUCAGACAGCCUGAGUCAGAAGGCUGACAGUGAAGCCAGCAGUGGACCCCUGUUGGAUGACAAAGCCUCUUCCAAGAACGACCUCCAGUCCCCCACUGAACACAUCACUGACUAUGGAUUUGGGGGAGCGAUGGGCCGAGUACGGUUGAGAUCAGAUGGGGCUGCCAUUCCCCGCCGCCGGAGUGGGGGUGACACACACAGCCCACCUCGGGGCCUGGGUCCAGGGAUAGACACCCCACCUCGAGCAGCUGCCUGCCCCAGCAGCCCCCACAAAAUCCCCCUCAACCGAGGCAGGAUCGAGAGCCCAGAGAAGCGGAAGAUGGCAACAUUCGGAAGCGCCGGCAGCAUCAACUACCCGGACAAGAAGGCCCUUUCCGAUGGGCACCCGCUGAGGUCGACCUGCGGCUCCACGCGGCACAGCAGCCUCGGAGACCACAAAUCUUUGGAGGCUGAAGCCCUGGCAGAAGACAUCGAGAAGACCAUGAGCACUGCCCUCCACGAGCUUCGAGAGCUUGAAAGACAAAACACUGUCAAGCAGGCUCCAGAUGUGGUCCUGGACACUCUAGAGCCCAUGAAGAACCCACCCCUGGGCUCCGUUAGCUCAGAACCCGCCAGCCCCUUGCACACCAUCGUCAUCCGAGACCCAGAUGCCGCCAUGCGCCGCAGCAGCAGCUCCACCACCGAGAUGAUGACCACGUUCAAGCCCGCGCUGUCGGCUCGGCUGGCGGGUGCCCAGCUCCGACCCCCGCCCAUGCGGCCCAUCCGCCCCGUCGUCCAGCACCGAUCCAGCAGCAGCAGCAGCUCAGGGAUGGGCAGCCCCGCGGUGACCCCCACUGAAAAGAUGUUCCCCAACAGCUCCACCGACAAGUCGGGGACCAUGUAGUGCCGGCACCCAACGGCCUCAGAGGAAGGAAAACCGAGUUGUCGUUUCCAGGGCAAACCCCGGCGUGGGGAUGCCUUUUGGGAUCAGGAGAAGAAAAAUGGUCCAAAGACGGCUUGAGCGGCAAAGGUGUGCGGAGCAUUGAGGUCGCCAUCUGUAUUUAUCUAUUUGCAGAAACAGAUGGACAUAGAGUGUGUGUAUAUACGCAUAGGCUGUGUACAUACACUGAAGUACUCUGAACAGAAGCUUUUCCUAAGAUUGCGGCCAAGUGUAAAAAGGCUUACUCUGCAUAUUGUCACUGGAAAUUAUUCUAUAUAUAUAUAGAUAUGUACGUAUGUGUCUGUGGGUGUGUAUAUAUAUACAUAUUUAUGCAUCUAUAUACAUAUACUCUAUGUGUAAACACACAUACCAAGUGUAUAAAGCAUCAUGUUCCUUUUUAUGACAAUUAGAUUUACCUCAGACCUGUGCCACUAAACAUCUCCCGUAGAGUGGUUGGGUUGGACUCGUGGGGCUCCUCUGGGAGAUUUGGGGGGCACGCAGCAACUGUGCAUGAAGCAAUAGGACACUGACCUUUGGAGACUUCCCUUCCACGGAAAUGGGCGUCUCGAGAGACUGUGGUGUCACUUCUGGCGCCAUCUAACUCAGAAAGGAGACAGCCACACCGCUGGCCAACAGGUUAUCCUCAGUGACCGGGGAACCCUUCUUUCCGAGCCUUGAAAGACUCCCGGUAAUCCACGAGAGGGAGAAGGGUCAGCCGUCUGCCAUUAAGGUAUACUAGAGAUGGACAAUAAGAACCUGCCACCCACCCCCAACCACCAAACCCUUGUAUUUGUGCGUAGAAAAGGGGAUUAUAAGUACCUAAGCCGAAACGUAGCACAGUGUUGUAUGUGUUUAAAAAAAAAGGAAAAAAAAAAGAGAAUACAGUGGUGUUGAAUACUUCCAGACCCAACAGAGCAGUAGUAAUAAACCGAUAGAUGUAACUAUAGUGGUUUAACUUAGACUGUUUGGGAAAUCCUUAAUUUGCCUUUUUCUCUUUUUUUUACUAAUUAUCACCGUGUCAAAUUGGGACUAAACAGGCAAGGAGGCUUUGGUUUCCAUUGGUUUAUUUCAAGUUGCACAGUAAUUCCCGAGAGUCUACCUUGGGUUGGGGUCCUCCCUCUUGCAUGAAACGCAUGAGCCAUAUUUGACCAGAUCAGACAGGAGCCAGUCUGAUGGGGUAAGAGUUUGCACUUUCUAUACUGUGUAAUACAGCUGGUAGAGUUUAUGCAAAUGAAAUUGCUUUGUUUCCUCCUUUUGGGGAGGGGAAAAUGUGCUGAUGGAACUGGGAUGCAUGAUUUCUUAGUGUAUGAUGAUCGAGUCUUCUCUCUCCUGACGGGGUUCAGGACCCUCUGUGUCUCUCUUAGUUGAUUUUCUUUUCUCUUCUGAUCUCUUGAAUCCAUUUCCCCCAGGGAUGUGCCAAAAGCCACAGGGUAUUGGAGCACAGGCGAAGCCAGUUUGAAUCUGAGCCUUCUUACUUAGCUCUUGAAUAUCCAUCCUGGAGAAUUCUCUGCUCACUUUUUCCAGUUCUUUAUUCACCCAUACUUCCCUAGGUCUCUGGGUAUUUAUUUCCACGCAAGGGAAGUUCUGCUCAAACAUCAACUGGGCAACAACCCCCUGGAAACCUGCUUGCUGGGAUUAAAAGGGUGGAUGGUGGUAGAGUUUUAUUGCCAGCCUCUCAAAGAGCCAGUUGUCAUCUUGCAUCAAUAAUAGUAUAUGUUGCUUGCAAGGCUCUCUAGAUGCAUCAGAGGGAAUUUCUGCCUUGGUCCUUCUGGCUCCACAGGAACAUUUCCUUCAAAGAUCCCUGGAACUCUCCCAUUAGUGAUUCAUUCUUUUAGCUUAAGCAUUGACCUGUGUGCCCUUUGAAAAAUAUAAGAGUAUUCCCUCCCCACAUGAAGCAUGUCAUAUUAAAUCCUCAGGUCUUAGUGUUAAUGAAUGGGAUGUUUUCCUGUCUGAUAGCAAGAGCCAGGAUGCAUGAAGACAUCAGGUGCCUGAAGAGGGAAAGGGUUCUGAAUGCUGCGAAAAGGAGGAAAGUGGGCACGUAGAGAGGGGGGAACCAAAGACUAGUUUCACAUCCAUCACAAUUUUGCCUCAGGCCAGUCCUGGUUUUGUGAAUUGGAAAUCUUCGUUAUAAAAAGAGGUCCAAGAUCACCUGGCUCAAUCCCCUGCUGGACCAUUAUCCCCAUUUUUGAGAUUGGGUAGCUGAGGUGAAGAGUAGCAACCUUGUCCAAGGACACAAGGCUGCUAAGCGACAGAGUGGGACUAAAACCUAGGUCACUUCCCUCCCAGUGCAGUACUUUGUCCACUAUACCAUAUGAUCUCUGUAGUAAGUACCCUAGUGAUCACUUUUUUAAAAUUUCCUAUAAGAGAAAAUUAAAUCACCCAUCUAAAAAAAUAGAGGGAAUGGCAAAUUUUGGCUACUUAUUUGCAAUCCUCUUGUAUUGUCUAGGGACGAAAGUUUUCUUCCCAUCCACGGAAGAGCCACAGAUCCAAAUUUAGUACUUGCGCCAUUUUGACCGAGUGGUCCUGUACCACAGAGACAACCAAUUACAAAAUGAAACAUUCUACCCAUCCACUGGGGCGAUUAUUUCCCCACUCUCCAAAUUUGCCGGUUAUAUUUCCCCCAAUGGAAUUUCUCAUUGGCUUGGGCUCUGGUGGAGAUAAAGACUUAGUCAUUUUCUUUUCAGCACCCCAUUUUCUCCCUAUGGAAUUAUUUCAUGCUUUCUCACUCAGAAAAAGUCUCCCACCUGGGUAGAAAGAAGUACCGUAGCUAUCUUUCCCCCAAUGUGAAUACUGACCUGCUGGGUGGAAGAAAAUGGAAGAAAAACUCAUCAUGAUCUUUUGCUAUUGCUUUCUCUCGACAGCCAGGACCCAUGCAUGUUUCACAACACGUAUCUUCCCGACCCUUACCUGUUCUAGUCUGAUUGAUAUUGUUGUAUUUGUUGAAAUGCUAGAAAAGUAAUUAUUGAAAUGUAAACUGUAUUAAAAAAAAAAAGGCUAAAAGUUAAUGGUAGCCAGUGCCACUCACCAAAUCUUUGCACUUAGUAUAUAGAUCAAUAUAAAAAUAACCCCCCAACCUAAUCUUUCAUUGUACAGUGUGUGUGUGUGAGGGGGGAAAUGUAGUUAGUAGUAGUCCUCAGUAUAAUCAAUUUUAAAAGGGGAAGUGGUGUUUACACACUUGUUCGUUAGCAUUGUUGAAAACUGUGAUGAUCUCAACUAGUUCUCUGGCUUUCUGGAGUUUUUUUGUUCUGUUUGUUUCACCUUAGUUGAACUCUUGAGGCCAAAGCCUUUUUGUCUUUCUGGGGGGGCAGGUGCUCAGUCUGUUCUAAAGAUGAACCAGUGAGACAUUCAUUUAAAACUGACCAAAGAUAUGAUUUCUGGUCCAGUUUCCCUUGUUGUCCUGGAGAGAGGACCAUCAUUUGCCAAUCUUUCUCGGGGACUUGAGAUCAAACCGUGCUUCCCACCCCAACCCUCUCUUUUUUUCUUUUCCUCUUUAGUAACUGUGGGUCUCUAUGAAAUUCUUGCCUUUUCUUGUUUUCAGUGCGAAUGUUUUCUCACCUUUAAGCGCCUUUAGAAAAUCCCAGAAUACAAGAUUGGCAUGAAUCCUGAGCAUGGAGAGUGAAUGCCACCCGAUUUCUUUCCUUUCGUACCAUUGGGCUAAAUUCCCAAGGGAGGAGGGGACCUUUUAAUCAAGAGAUGGAGCAGUAGGGGUUGGGGGAAGAGAUGAGCCACUUAUCUGAUAGAAAGGCAAGAAGAUGAACUGGAAAGUGUUCAGAGGAGGUCAGCGAAGAUGGUGGCAGACUUUUGAGUCUGUGCCACAUGAGGAUUGGCGGAAGGAAAGAGGGAAUAACCAUCCUGCAGAAGAGAAAAGUUGACGUUGGGCUGGGGGGAGGACACACAUCUGUUUUUUGAAGUACUUGAGGGCGGUCAUGAGGAAGAGGGAUUCGAUUUACCCUUUUCUGCCUCACAGAGCUCAACUAGGAACAUUCGAUGGAAAUGGUGGGGUGGGAAAAAGCAAAUUCCAACUUCCUGAAAGCAAAAACUUCUCACAAGGAGAAUUGCCCAAGAGUAGAAUGGGCUGCCUCCAGAGGAUGCUGGCCUCCCUUCCUUGGAGGUCUUUCAGCAAAGACAGUAGGAACACCUGUUGGACCUGAUGCAGCGGGGAUUAUUGACCUCCAUGGCUACCUGGUCCCUUCCUACUCUGAAAUGUUGGAUUCUUGGAUAUGAAGUGAGGGGACAGUAGAUAAAGAGCUAGCGAGCAUUUUUCUCUCAAAAUGCAAAACAUAAAGGGCAAUGUGGGCUGCCGGAAGGCUCUUUCAUAAAUGGGACUUUUCUAUUUGAGCUACUUGGACUGGCUGCUUGGCUGGUUUUCUUGGGUUGCCUUGUUGGGUUUUCUCAUUCUUUAAAGCAUGAAUGUGGAGGCCUUCCUACUACGUGGUAGUAUGUUGGCCCUUAAAGCGCAGAACCUGGCCAAAGGACAGACCCCAAGACAAAUGCCACAGUUCCCUUCCCCAGUCUUUUGAGUCCUGAUCUUUUCACUUAUUCACCCUUUUUCCCCAACAAGGAACAAUAAUAACUAUGAUAAUAAUAAUAACUCAUUUACUUAGCACUUUAAGGUUCAUGAAGCUCUUCCCUCAGAACAGCCCUGGGAGGCAGAUAGAACAAGUAUUUUUAUCUUUUUUUUCUUUUUUUUGCCGAUGAGGAGAUCUCUGUUUAGAAUGGUGAGGUGACUUGGCCAGAGUCACAUGAAAUGUCAGAGUUCACACCUCCCAGGCUGUUCUUUUAGGCUGUCUCAUGAGUAUCCACUGGGAAGCCCAGAAGGGUCCCCGACUUAAAUGGGGUGAUGUGGAUGGGGGGGGGGAAGGAAGGGAGAGAGACAGCAAGGAAUUGGGAGGAGGAAGAGUUGUUGAUGAGAUGAUUUUCUGCUGUGCAGACAAAUUCAGACAUCUCAAGCCUGGGUUCAGAUUUGGACACCUGCUUCUCCUGGGUAGUCUGGGUUUUCCAUCUUCAGAGGGACCAGCAGAAUUCCCACCUGGGUCAAGGCUUCCCCCCAGAUGGCAGGAGUGGGCAGGAAAGAGUGGCAUUCCUGUCCCCUCGGGGUCUUGCUCCAUUCCCCUCUUCCAGGCUUCCCGAGGCGGCUCUUCCCAGAGCUAGGCAGCCCCCCACGCUCUGGUGCUGGCUUGGCAGCUCCUGCCAACUCCCCUUCCCCUAUCCGCGGAUUCCUUUUUCCCUUUGGACCCUUCCACGCCAGCCACCUCCAACAAGACUGUUCUCUGUGACCCAAACUUUAGUGCACUUUCCUUUACUGGACAGAAAGUAUAUCCUGCAUAGAGAUUCUUUUGUACAUUUUGGACUCUAUUAUCUCCUAGCAGUGUGACCGUUUACAUGGUUUGGCAGUAGAGACGACUUUGAUCACUUUCCAGUGGCUGGCAUUUCUCGUCUCCCCACCCCCACCCCAUCUCACUGUAUACGAACAAGCCCACCCCCCACCCCCACCCCCGGGAAACUGUGCUCUCCCUGCCCCCUCGAUGCUCGUCAUUGUUCCUCUGGACGCGUUUCUGUAUGAUAUGACCAAAUGUCCUUCGUUAGAUUGUCUGUCCCUCCCACACGCUGAUGGUGCCCUGUAGACCAAGCCGCUGGUUUGACGUGGAGCUGUCCUGUGAAAUAAAAACAGCAUAACUUUCUCAAA